This is a messenger RNA of Eurytemora carolleeae, 2512 nucleotides long. RefSeq names its product ankyrin repeat domain-containing protein 29. Gene Ontology annotation, molecular function: protein binding. Lineage: Eukaryota; Metazoa; Arthropoda; Copepoda; Calanoida; Temoridae. The record is from RefSeq and is a predicted model, not a curated record. Bases 184 to 1911 code for a protein of 575 amino acids. The transcript is spliced from 15 exons.
AAUGAUUAUCAAUUUUAGAUUUUUACCUAAAUAUUUCACACAAUCUUUAGCGUAUCAAAAUAUCCCUACUUAAGAAUGUGAUUUUCUUAAGCCAUGCAGAAAAAUAAAAUGGAUUUAGGUUAAAAUGAGGUGAUCUAGUAGACUAUAGCUAAAUUUUAAACAUAAUCGUCUGAGUUUUUGAAGAUGGAGUGUCGAAUGUCUGGUCUACUGCAUGCCCGAGCCCGUGAAGGAGAUGUAGAAGGGGUUGUUCAAGUUCUAGACUCAGGACGUGUUCAUGUUGACUGCAAGGAUCAGGACGGGACAACUCCUUUAAUGGUUGCCUGCUCAUCAGGGAAAGUGGGUGUGGUCAAGAUUUUACUAGACGAGGGGGCAGAUCCAAAUAUCAGGAAAAUUACUGGAGUGUCUGCAGCCUUUAUUGCUUGUCAGGGAGGUUUUCUAGAUAUACUUAAACUACUCAGGCAGGCAGGUGGCGAUAUAAACUUACAAUCACAGGAGGGAGGUACACCUCUAAUGAUAGCUGCACAGGCUGGUCAUCUUGAUUUAGUACAACACCUCAUAAAGGAGGGAGCAAGCUUAAAUACUACUAUGUGGGAUGGAGCUACAGCUUUGUUUCUUGCUGCCCAGAACGGCUGCAGCAGAGUAGUGGAAGAGUUAUUGAGUACAAGGGACAAGGAGGAGAUAGAACAGAUUACAAGGGACAAGGAGGAUAUAAAACAGAUUACAAGGGACAAGGAGGAGAUAGAACAGAUUACAAGGGACACGAGGGAGAUAGAACAGAUUACAAGGGACAAGAGGGAGAUUGAACAGAUUACAAGGGACAAGGGAGAGAUAGAACAGAUAACAAGGGACAAGAGGGAGAUUGAACAGAUUACAAGGGACACGAGGGAGAUAGAACAGAUUACAAGGGAAAAAAUUGUCACAAGGGGGGCUGGAUUUUCGAACGAACGGGAUUGUGACGGAUUAGAUAAACAGAAAAGGGAUUGUAUUGGAUUGGAUCAGCAGAGAAGAGAUGGAGCUACACCAUUAUGGAUUGCAGCUCAGAUGGGACAUCAAGAUAUUGUUCAAAUCCUUCUCAAAGCCGGAGCACAGGUCGAUUUAGCCAGAGGGGAUGGUGCUACUCCUUUGUAUAAGGCAUGUGAUAAAGGGCAUAGAGAGGUUGUCAAAGAAAUAUUGAAAUUCAGACCGAAUCUUGGAAUUUUACAGAAUGGUGAAAGCUGUUUACAUGCUGCGGCAGCUAAUGGAGACCCUCAAAUUGUUAAUUAUCUGCUCCAGGCCGGAUCUGUUCCAAAUAUAACCAACUUGGGAGGUGCUACACCUCUGGAUAUGGCUACAGGAGAUGCUAAGCAAUGUCUAGCAAAGUUAACAUCUCACCCUGGAGUUGGGGCAACCAGGGCGUCGAGAUCCCCAACCCCUGACAGACUCUCCAGUCUUAGAUCUGGGGCUUCAAUGUUUUUCAGGAAAAAACUUGAACACCGAUCUCAAUCACCUCUUGCAUCACCUUUAACAUCUCGACAAACUUCUCCUCUAGCCUCUCCAAUGAGAAACUCCUUCCAUGCUACCAGGAGUCCAUCCGCCUCUCCUGCCACACCCUCCACCCUUGACACCCCUGGCUCCACCCCCUCUGGGACUCCAAAACACAGUGUCCAGUUUACGGACCCUGUUUUAAUUAAAGAUGGAGGAAUUGUCACCAAAGUUCAAUGCAAAAUUGUGGAAGCAAGGGAUCUCUUACAACGAGAAAAAAGUCCGAUUCGACUUGUAAAUCUCUCUCCAAGCGGUAGUCCCAGCCGGAGAACUAGUUUCUUGACAAGCGAUAACUCUUCUCCAUUUAACAGUCCUGUGCACAAUACCGCGUAUUUUAGUCCAGGUCAUUCAAGAUCGUCUUCGCCCGCUUCUUCCUCGCGAACUCACUGACACGUUGCAGAAACAAAUCCCUGACGCCAUUUUGUUGAUAAAGCAAAUCAACGUUACAAAAUAUGAUGAAAGGAAAAAUUUAAUUCUUUAUGGCUUGGAAUAUGAAAUGCAACUAAAAGGAAACUAAAUAAACAAAACAAAAGUUAAAAUUUUCUUUAUAAAUUUUCAAAGUAAUAUUUUUGGAAUUGAUAAUGUUGAACAGAACAGAACUUAAAUGAGUAAUUCAUUAAUCAAGAAUAAUGUUACUUUUAAAAUAACAAUGUAAUCGCAAGAAAAUAUUUUAUGUUUUUACAGACAUCUUUUAAGUUUAAAAACCUUCCUAGAGUUUUUUUCAGAAUUGUUUAAAAGAAAAUUUGGGUUUUUAUAUAAGGCUCAGUUAUUUUUGAAACUCAAAAGUUUAAUGUGCAUUUGGAAGUCUGAGUUUAUUUUUUUGUUGAAACUUGUAAUUUGAUAACUUUAAUGAACUUGUGUUGAUUUACAGUGAUUUUUGAUUAAACAUGUACGAUAUUAAAAUUGUUUUAUAUCAGUGAUAAUUAAAAUUAUAUUUUUUAGUUUCUAAUUUCGUAAGUCAUGUAUUUCUUUAUCAAUAAAUUAGUCCAAA